CCACACGGUGAGUGACGACAAAUGCAUAACCUCCUCCUCCUCUAUCCCAGCUUCUUGAUCGUGGCAGCCAUUUUGGUACACCCUGACGUUGUUAUUGGAGUCCUAAAUAUUGGACUCUGUAUCAUCAGCAACAGCAUCCCAUGCACAGAAAAAGAGAAAGGGUUGGGUAAAGUUUCAGAAUAGAUUGAAUAGAUAAAUACAACUGCCAAUUAACUAUUCAUGUUGUGAAGUAGACGUAUAGCUUGCUGGAAUAUAACCCUACUUGUAUGAUCUUGAAAAAGGGAAAUAUGAAUAAUUUUUGGACUUCACAUAGGAGAAAUUAAAGAAUAAUAUUAAAGGAGGCUCUUCUUAAGGCAACCUACAAUGCCCGCAUGUGCGGCUAUCAAUUGCACAAGCCGGCAAACUCGUGGAUGUGGCAAAUCUUUUCAUCGGUUUCCUCACAGACAACCAAAUCUGUUAAAGAUAUGGGUGAUGAAUAUGGGACGUGAUCACUUUUAUCCAUCCUCUAAAGCAGUGCUGUGUUCAGACCAUUUUGAAGAGUUUUGCUUCGAUAGAACAGGUCAGACUAUUCGACUGCGAUCAGAUGCUGUGCCAACCAUGUUUCAGUUUGUUGGAAGAAGCAAAAAGGAUAGGAAGUUGCACAGCUCUGAAUAUCAUGAGAAGAAGGCUGACUUUACACCUGAACAGUCACCUGAGGAGACACCAAUGCAGGAGGUCAUUGAGAAGUGCGUCACAACGGAGCAUGACUAUUGCAUCACCGAAAGCCCAAGAGCUUUGAAAAAACGGCUUGAUGAAGCCCUGACUAGUCUGCACAAUGUCAGAAGGAGACUGAGAAUAACCCAGCAGAAAUUCAAAAAGCUGAAGUUUAAGGUUCAGUCAUUAGAAUUAACUGGUGAACCUGUGCAGUGAACUUAACUAAAGCUACUUAUUUUGUCAUUUUAAUGAAUCAUUGACUUGAUACUCUUCUAGACCUGUGGCUACAUGGGCUGUAUGAAAUGCUCACUUCAAGGCUAUGUAAAUAUGUUUUAUGCUUUUUCUUCAUGUGCUACUGUGUUCCUCAUCAUGUACAUAUGUAUUUAUAUCAAUUUAAAAAAAAAAAAGUAAAAAAAAAACGUAGGACACAUACAGAAGUAUAAAUGUAACCUUUAUUUCAGAUCCUCUCUAUUUCUUAAUUUUUUUUUUAUUUGUUGAUUUUAUUUGUUUUUUGAGAUACUAAAACUGUGUUAUUGUUUUUUUACAGUAAGAAUUAUACAAUAUUUUGUGGCUUUUUUUUUCUCAUUACAAGUUAAUUUUGAAUUGACUUUAAUAACAUUGAAAAUAUAAAUAUUAAAUGACAAGUUGUACAUUUUUAAUGCAAGUAUCAUCAUUCAUCAAUUUUAGAUGUUUUAGUUUUAUAUUCUGUUGCUAUAGAGCUUGCAGAAAAAAAGUGCAAUGAUUUUUUAAAUAUACUGUGUUGCUUUCCUUAACAAUAGCAACAAAACAACUGUGUUAAUUUAAGCAAGAAGAAGCCUUGAUAGACAAUAUAUAUCAUUUAACAUAUAUUAAAAGAAACAUUUCUUCCUUUGGGCUUUAAAGUGUCAUUAAACUGCUGGACAUAACUACAAUAACAUGGUUACUACUCGUGUUAUUGUUUUUCCUCCUAGCCCUGCAGGUCUUCAAAGGCAUUCUCUGAUUUUAACUUUUUACCGUUUACAGUUGGUCAAGCUUCCAUCUUGGAGCUUAGGUAUUCUUGCACUCUAUGAUAGAAGCAAUGCAUAGAUCAGUUCCAUUGCAGGCUCUCAAAGGGACAGGAAAGUAAAAAACAUAAUUUAUGCUUACCUGAUAAAUUCAUUUCUUUCAUGGUGGUGAGAGUCCACGAUCCAUUACAUAUGGGAAUAUACAUUUCUACAACUAGGACAAGGAAAAUUUUCCUAAACCCAAAGAGCCUUAUAAACCCCUCCCACCUCACACAUACCUUAGUUUAACAUAUAGCAAAACAGUGAGGUUUAAGAAGGAGUGAGGGCCAAAAAAAGUGCAGGGAAAAAAUAUAUGCUUAAAACAUCAAAACCAAAAAAGGGUGGGGGCUGGUGUACUAUUUCCACCAUGAAAGAAAUGUAUUUAUCAGGUAAGCAUAAAUUAUGUUUUCUUUCAUAUAGGUGGCGAGAGUCCACAGUCCGUUACAUAUGGGAACUAAUACCCAAGCUGUGGAAGUUCACAAUGUAACUAUAAAGGGAGGGAUAAAAAACACCUUUUUUUCUCUGAGAAAUUAAAUCCAUAACCCAAAAGAAAUUACCGGUAUAUCUCUUAUGACAAACUCAAAAAGACAGGCACAAUCAUCAAACUGAGACAACUGCCUGAAGGACCUUUCUACCAAAGGCUGUUUCAGAGGAAGCGAAAACAUAAAAAUGCUAAAAUUUAGUAAACGUAUGCAAAGACGAACAAGUGGCCGCCUUGCAAAUUUGAUCAACUGAAGCCUCAUUCUUGAAAGCCUAAGAAGUGGCAACUGAUCUAGUCAAAUGAGCUGUAAUUCUCUGUGGUGGAGGCUGACCCACCUCCAAAUAAGGUCUGUGAAUCUAAAGUUUUAACGAAAAGGCUAAACUAAAGGUAAAUAUAGCACUCUACCUUAGUGCAGUGCAAAGCGUACUUUGCACAUUUGACACAGCUAAUACUAAUUGUAUAUUGCAGUAUACUAAUAAAAAUGUGCUCCAUAAAGUGCCAAAAUUAAAGUAAACACAAUGUCCAAACAUGUGUGUUAGAAUACACAAUACUUGUGUUGGUAAUGUCCACAGGAAUGUCCCCAAAACAUGUUACAUGGAAGUCCUUCAGGAGACCAAAAGGCUGCAAACUUCUUCCAAGACUUGAUGGCAGUGCAAGUGAAUCAAUUAAAAAAAAGGAGUAGAACAGAAUAGGGCGCCACAAUAGUGUACAAUCAGUGAUACGUGGUCUCCAAACACGCAGUACAAGUUAUACUUACAAAGUAUAAUGCACUUGACAAGUGCCACAAACGCCUUCUAGAAUUUAAAUAGCUGUCCAGGUAGCUAUCUCCUCGGGAGCACACUAGAAUAUGUCAGUCGUUGGAAAUCGCCAGUUGUGAAAGACCUUUAUCAGUGCCAGCCCAAUGUAAAUUCCAAACAAAGGCUAUGUAAGCUUGUGGGUAUAGCUAGAUAUGAUAUGAUGUGAUGUUCACACUUAAUAUACGGAACUGUGUUUUCUCCUUGCUUGAAGCAGAGUGUGUCUAAUUCAGAAACUCUUCUAGCAGAAAAGAUGGCCAAAAGAAACAACACUUUCCAUGAAAGUAGUUUAAUGUCCAAUUUAUGCAUAGGCUCAAAAGGAGGAGCCUCUAAAACCCUUAACACCAGGUUAAGAAUCCAAGGAGGAGAAAUAGACUUAGUAACAGGUUUAAUUCAGACUAUAGCCUGAGCAAAACAAUAUCAGGAUGAUUAGCAAUCUGCCUGUGAAAUAAUACAGAGAGCAGAAAUUUGUCCUUUUAGAGAACUGGCAGAUAAACGCUUAUCUAAACCAUCCUGCAAAAACUGAAAAAAUCCUAGGAAUUCUAAAACAAUGCCAGGAAAAAUUAUGGUCAAUUCACAAAUAAAUGUAAGUUUUCCUAGAAACUGGCUUACAAGUCUGAAUCCGUGUUAAUCACAGAAUCGGAGAAUCCUUUAUGACUCAAAACUAAGCGUUCAAUUUCCAUGCCAUUAAGUUUAUAGACUUUAGAUCUUGAUGAAAGAAAGGACCUUAAGACAGAAGGUCUGACCUUAGAGGAAAAAGGCCAAGGCGGGCAACUGGACAUUCUAACCAGAUCUGCAUACCAAAUCCUGUGAGGCCACGCUGGAGCAAUCAGGAUUACAAAUGACUGUUCCAAUUGUAUCUUGGAAAUUACUCUGGAAAGUAAAACCAGUGGAGGAAACAGAUAAGCAGGCUGGAAGGACCAAGGAACUACUAGAGCAUCCACCACUUUUGCCUGAGGAUCCCUGGGAAGUUUGUUGUUCAAACGAGAGGCCAUCAGAUGUAUUUCUGGUAGGCCCCAUAGAUCCACAAUCAGAACACAUCUUGAUGAAGAGACCACUCUCCUGGAUGCAGAGACUGAUGACUGAGAAAGUCUACUUCCCAAUUGUUGACUUCUGGGAUGUGAAUCGGUUAUUAGGCAAUAAUUGACUUCUGCCCAAGAGAGAAUUAGAGACACUUCCAUCAUAGCCAGGGAACUGAAUUCCCCAUUUAUGAUUGACAUAAGCUACUGCUGUAACAUUGUCUGGAAACAGAGAUAAGACUCCCUUUUCAACAGAGGCCAAGCCUGAAGGGCUUAUUGAUUGGUAACCUCGCCUUCUGAGGAUCCCAAAUCCCUUGUGCUGUUAUGGUCCCCCCCCCCCAACAGCUUCCCAACCUGAAAGACUUGCAUCUGUAGUAAUCGCAGACCAGGUAGGACGAGCAAAAUAAGCCUUGUGAAUAAUAGACUGAUGAUUCAGCCACCAAGUUAGAGACGGGUGUGUGCUGGGAUCUAAAAAUAUUGUUUGAGAUAUCUGGGUAUAAUACCUGCACCAUUGACGUAGCAUACAAAGCUGAAGAGGCCUCAUGUGAAAACAAGCAAAUGGAAUUGCAUCUGCUGCUACAAUCAUGAGGCCUAGUACUUCCAUACACAGACCCACUGAAGGGAAUGAGAGAGACUGAAGGUUCAGACAAGCUUAUAGCAAUAUUAUUUGCCCCGGUUCUGUUAGGGAAAAUCAUAGACCCUGAAUCUAUUUGGAAACCUAAAAAGGUGAGCUUUGUCUGGGGAAUCAAUGAACUCUUUGGAUUGCCUGUCCAACUAUGUCUUUGAAGAAACAAGAAUAGUUGUUUUGUGUGAAAUUCUGCUAAAGGAAAAGACUGAGCUAGUUCCAAGAUAUUGCCCAGGUAAGGAAACACUGCAAUACCCUGUGCUCUGAUUACAGAUAAAAGGGCACCCCAGACGUUGGUAAAUAUUCUUGGAGCUAUAGCUAGACCAAAUAGAAGAGCAACAAACUGAUAAUGCUUUUCUAGAAAAGCUAACCUCAGAAACUAGUGGUGUUCUGAGUAAAUUGGGAUGUGAAGGUUAACAUCCUUUAAAUCUAUUGUGGACAUAGUGACCUUGUUGAACAAAAGGCAGGAUAGUCCUGAUAGUUUCCAUUUUGAAAGAUGGUAUUCUUACAAAUUUGUUAAAAGUUUUCAGAUCCAAUCUUGGUUUGAAAGAGUUUUCCUUCUUUGGAAUAAUGAAGAGAUUUGAAUAAAAUCCCAUCCCCAGUUCCUGUAAAGGAACUGGAACAAUUCCUCCCAUAUCUUCCAGAUCUGAGACUUAUUAAAGAAAAGCUAGAGUUUUUAUGGGAUUCUUUGGACUAUGGGACAGAAAAAAAACUUCCUCUGAACCCAGGGAUCUGGGACAGAUUGAAAACAAGCCUUUUGAAAAAGGUUUAAUCUGCCCCUACCAGCAACACUGGAUUGGGGUCGUACCUUCAUGUGAUUUUGUAGGCUGGAACAGAUUUCCUGUUCUGUUUGGAUUUGUUCUGAUUUGUUCCAAUUUGUAUUGGGUACCCAGACUGAACUAGAGGAGCCGUGUUUAGCUGAGGAGUCAGCUUUCUGUUCUUAAUUCUGACGAAAGGAACGAAAAAAAUUAGGAGCUUUAAAUUUUCCUUUUGACUUCUUGUCUUGAGGAAGAAAAGCUCUGUACAGAAGACUCUGUUUCUAGAUUAAAUUUAGGUACAGGUUUGUGCUGCUCCAUUAUAGCAAAAAGCUAGGCAAUAAGUACUAUGUAAUAACCCCUUUAAGUAAGCUCUUUGAGGAAAGGAAACCCUAUACCCCCUCUAUAUAGCUUUAUAGGGACAUAAAAGCACUAACUAAGCAUGUUCAGCCUAGCUAAGCAGUAACUGUCCACAUGUAAACAAAAAACAUACAGUUUAAUUAAAUGACAAGCGCGCCAAAUAUCUGACGUGCAUAUCUGAGAGACGUGCGCUAAUUGAACAUGCGUUUACUAACGCGCGGGCGAGCGCUUAUCCAAAGUGUGUAAUAUUUUGCACUGAUGUUUGCUAAUCUAACGGAUCAAUUAACCUGUACUCUAUGAUGCUGGGAAUUAGACGCGCGCUAACCAGACGUGGGUAUGUAGAAGGGCGCGCUAACCUGACAAGUGUAUUUAAGGGUCAGGACCAAGCGCGAAAAAUAAAAUUAUUUGCACGCAAAAGCAAGGGGAAUAGUGAGUAUCUGUCCCAGGGCCAUAUAUACACAUAUACAUAUUAUCUUUUAACAUUUUUUAAAAGUGCCCAUAAACAAAACUUUCUAUAUAAAAAAAAUAUAAAACAUACCCAUAGACACUCGUCCACUAUCAAUCAUGUAGCAGACAUUCAAAUCAGUACUGAAACAUAUCAGUAGAGGUAAUGGAAUAGGAGUAUAAUGUAGAUCUGUAAAGGGAGACAGAAGACGAGUCACUGUGACUAAAUUUACAGAGGGCCUAUAAAAGAUUUCCCAUGAGGCGAAUCUAUUGUAUCACAAACUGUACCCCAAAUACAUCCCUCUGACAAGCACUGUACUUUGAAAGGAACCAGGCUUCAAUAUAGACUGAAAACCCAUUUCACUGAAGAAAUCAUGCACAAUCUUCAUUCUUUAACCACAAUGGAGGCAAAGUAAAAACUAAAGUAUGUGUGAGGUGGGACGGGUUUUAUAGGGCUCUUGGGGUUUGGGAAACUUUGCCUCUACCUAGUGGUAGGAAUGUAUAUACCAUAUUUAAUGGAUAGUGGACUCUUACCACCUAUAUGAAAGACAUUAAACUUUCAUGAUCCUGGUAGGGCAUGUGAUUUUAAAAUAAAUUUCUAAUUUACUUCUAUUAUCUAAUUUGCUUUGUUGUCUUGGUAUCCUUUGUUGAAAAACGUAACUAGGUAGGCUCAGGAGUAGCAGUGCACUACUGGGAGCUAGCUUCUGGUGGCUGCACAUAUAUGCCUGUUGGCAUUGGCUCACCUGAUGUGUUCAGCUAGAUCCCAGUAGUACGUUGUUACUCCUUCAACAAAGGAUACCAAAAGAAUUAUGCACAUUUGAUAAUAGAAGUAAAUGCAAAGUUGUUUAAAAUUGUAUUCACUAGCUGAAUCACAAAAGAAAAAUGUUGAGCUUUAUUUCCCUUUAAUGACCGCUGUACUGUGCAGUUCAGAUUAGUGUGCACAAUACACAGCAUGAGCUUAAUCCUGAUCUGGGAAUGAACACCACUACUGUCACAUAGUGCAAGAAUACCUAAGCUUCAAGACCAAUUGGCACCAGUGACCCUGCUAUUUUAUUUGUGUCCAACAAUUUCAUGUCUUUCAGAGUAAAUCUCCCUGUAAGAUGUAUCAUUAAGAAAUAUGAAACAACAUUGAAAUAUAUUUUCAUUAUUUAUUUUUCUGGAACAACUGUAUUGCCUCCAUCAUACGUAAAGAGACGUUAAACAUUAAAUAAAUGCUAGAUAGCAUUGUGUAUUCAAAGCAAAUAUGCAGAUGUCAUUUAUUUUGGUGUCCAUGAGGCAAUAGGGGCCACUAUAUUGUAACCUAGGUUUCCUUUAUCUAAUCAUCCCUGUUUGGACCAAUAAGGGACUUUUAUAAAUGUGCUAUUAGAGUAUGUAAACAGUGAUUGUAGGGAUUAUAGCAGUGCUAAAUUUGGAGUCUGCACAAAAGUUGCAAAGCACACAAUUUUCCGAAUUAAAUUACAGGAAAUGACCAAUUUUAAACUGUUAAUGUCCCCUUUAAAUAUGAUAAAACUGACCUGAGCCUGCAACAUUCUCAUGGUGAUUAGUUAGCUGAGAGCACAAGCUCAUUUACAUCUGUCCCUAAUUGGUCACAGAAAAGGAGAGCACUAACAUGGAUUCCACCAGGGCUUUCAAAAGGUGCAAAAUUAAAUUGUAAAACCUAUAGAAAUAGAGCUGUAAAAAUGACUGUGUUAAAUUAAUUUAAAACAUGUUUUGCAACACAGUACUGAAUUGCUGAUAUAUGCUUUGAGUUUAAUGUCCCUUUAAAUAAAGAUCCCAAAAUCAAAACAUUUUUUUAACCUUCCGUGUUCUAACUAUUAGCUGAAUGACUUGAUAAUAUGAUGCCUGCUUUUUAAUGCCACUGAUGUAAUUAUAAGUAUUACUUCACACUGCUUAUUCCUUUUUAUUUAAUAUUUAUUGAUGAACAUUUACAUUUUUUAUUUUAUUCGUAAGGUUUUGUUGACACCAUCUAAUUGAUACUAUUGUUGAUUAAUAAAUUACAUGUGUAUGCAAAUUGUGUCCUAGGUCAUAAUGCCCAGGUCUUCAAAUAAAACCAAAAUACAAUAGCUAAAGCUUUAGAACCGCUUUAUCAAUAUAGUGCUUAUUUGGAUUUAUCAACUGCUAUGACAACUCAUUGUUAAAGGGACAUAAUACUGAAAACAUGUCCUUUCUAAAAGGGAAUGUUCCCAAAUGCUAUAGAAAACUGGUUGGCUUUUGUUGUUGUUUUUUUGUUUUGUUGGAAAAACAGAUGUUCUUAUGCUGAAUAAACCAAACAACCAAUUGUUUCUGUGGGAUUUGUCCCUGCCACCAAUGAGGAGUAAAAUCCCAGUACUAGUUGUGCAUAUUCAUACACUUCCUGUUUGUUUUUUUUUCACCUUAAAGUAAACUGUUUUAACAACCCUUUUUAUGGAAAAAAAAUAUAUAUAUUUUAAUAUUUUUAACUGCUGCUCUUUCAUAUACAGUACAUAAGAAAAUGAAAAAGAAGUAUUAUGUCUUUUUUAAAAGGAUGUGAACGUGUUAUUUAGUAUCAGGCAUUAAAAAAUGUAAAUUAAAGAGAUAUGCAAAUCAAGAAUUUUCUUUAGUGAUUCACACAGAGGAUACAUUAUUAAAAAAAAGUUUCCAAUUUACUUAUAUUAUCAAAUUUUCUUUGUUCUCUUGGUAUUUUUUUUGAAGAGAUACCUACAUAGGUGUCUUGAGCACUACAUGGCAGGAAAAAUUAGUGCUGCCAUCUAGUGCUCUUGUAAAUGAAUUACAUUCUUGCAAAACUGCUGAUAAUCAAAGUAAAUUAUAUAAAAAAAAAAUUGCAUAGUAGCUGAAUCAUCAAAAUAAUUGAUCUAAAGCAGGGGUUUUAAAAAGCUGUCCUUAGGUCUCCCUAACUGGCUAGAUUUUCAGGAUAUCUGAACUGGAGAACAGGUGAAACAUCCAGCUAUUAACCUGCUCUCACCCAAGGUCAUUCUGAAAUGCUGGCCUUUUAGUGAGGCCUGAGGACAGGUUUGAAAACUCUUGAUCUAAAGUAUAAUGUAUGACUUCUUAUACUGCAAGGCAGCAAGUUCAUAGCUUCAGACAAAAUAGUAUCCUUUUUCCUAGCCAAUCAGUAUCUUUACAGAAAGACUAUGCACUGCUGCCAAUGAUAAUGUAGAAGAAACGCUCCAUUCUAAGAACUGAGGUAAAUGGAACGUUUCAUGCUUAAACAGUUCUAAUUGUUCUUAAAGCAUAUACAUUUGUUUGAUUUUUCUGCGUUUGUGUUCUUGAUUGUACAUCAUUUGUUUUGUUAUAUUCCAAAAAAGAAUGUGUAUUAUUGUUUUUCUCCAUUAUUGAUCUUAUAUAUCUAAAACAAUACAGUUGCAAAAUGAGCUGUAAACAA
Molecule: messenger RNA, 9554 nt
Organism: Bombina bombina (fire-bellied toad)
Lineage: Eukaryota; Metazoa; Chordata; Amphibia; Anura; Bombinatoridae
Product: THAP domain-containing protein 2
Exons: 5
Coding region: 364-909 (181 amino acids)
Source: RefSeq, a predicted model, not a curated record